Messenger RNA from Lolium rigidum, 444 nucleotides. RefSeq lists its product as uncharacterized. NCBI's taxonomy places the organism in Eukaryota, Viridiplantae, Streptophyta, Magnoliopsida, Poales, Poaceae. The record is from RefSeq and is a predicted model, not a curated record. The transcript has a single exon. Bases 1 to 444 code for a protein of 147 amino acids.
AUGGCCACUGUGCAUUACGCGGCGCCGCCGCCGCCGCCGAACGCCCACGCGCUCUCGAGGCCGCGCGCCGACGCCGCCGCGCUCCUCCCCGACGACGGCAGCGACAGCGAGAGCGUCGCGGAGUCGUCGUGCCCCGGCCCGUACUCGCGCCAGUCGGCGUCGAGCGGCUUCCUCGGCCGCGACGACGACGACGACGGCUGCAGCAGCUGCGUCGAGGGAAACGAGCUAGGCGGCUACCACUACCAGGAAGCUGACGACGACGACGACGACGACGAGGUCAGCACGGCGAGCGUGUGGUGGAAGAAGCGACUGGCGGCCGGAGACAGCUGCGUGUUCCAACCGUCGGUGGCUCGCGAGGAGGCGGAGGACCCGGAGCGGGUGGCGGCGCGGCAGGCGGAGGACCGCAAGUUCUGGGAGGACUGCCUCGGCACAGGGUAUCCAUGA